AUGGAGGCUCCCAAGUCUCUCAUCCUCCUCUUCUUCCUCCUAUUCGCUUUCUACUUCCUCUCCACGUCCAUCGCUGACGAUGGAGCGGCAAUGCUCGCGUUGGCUAAAUCGUUUAGUCAUCCGCCAACAGACUGGUCAGCAACUACCUCGUCUAACAACUACUGCCGAUGGACUGACAUAAGCUGCAUCUCUGGCCGCGUUUCCAUUGUGAAUCUUGAGAAACAUGGUUUAGUCGGGUUUGUUUCUCCGACCAUUGCAAAUCUCACUUCUCUGAAGAGUAUCUACCUUAAUGACAACAAGUUAACCGGCAUUAUACCUAAGGAGUUGACAUUUAUGACUAGUCUACGGUUCAUCGAUGUCUCCAACAACAACCUCACCGGGAAAAUACCAAAAUUCCCGGCUUCGGUUAAGUUUAUUUACAAACCUGGUAACUCUUUGAUGGGAACUAUUGCCGGAGAUUCUUCGACAAAACAUGGAACCGGUGGUAGUUGGAGUGUUUUAAUGGCUUGUGUGAUCACUUUCGCAAUCACGAUUUUUCUGGUCUUUUUAGGAUGGGUGGCUCGAAAAGUCGUUCUGAAAAUGAGGAAUAGGGCGAGCGAUGCUGUCUCUGAUGUUGGUGGAUCUUCCAAUGGACAUGGAGCAGAUAACGUCAAUGCCUGUACUGAUGAAAAUCGUAGGGAUCCUUUGGUUCUUGAUGGUGGAAUCGUUUCUUAUUCAGUGGAGGCUCUUCGUGAGGCUACAAAUGGUUUCAGUGAGGAUAACAUAUUGGGAAGCGGUGGUUUUGGUGUUGUGUAUUCAGGAAAGUUACAAGAUGAAACAAAAGUUGCGGUCAAGAAGAUGAACCUUUCAUCAAUGGAUGACACAGACACGUGA
This is a messenger RNA of Camelina sativa (false flax), 873 nucleotides long. The record is from RefSeq and is a predicted model, not a curated record. Lineage: Eukaryota; Viridiplantae; Streptophyta; Magnoliopsida; Brassicales; Brassicaceae.